GGCGUUUGCACGUGCUCUAGGCAGUGUAGUCGGAACGAUAAAAAUCGCGUAAACAUUAUAACGAUAUGUGUUACGAACAGACGACAUUCAAUACAGUUUACAAACAGUACUCGACGGCGUCUUGUUCGAGUCAGUUUUAGCUGUAGUGAAGUUCUAACGGACUCAAUCAAUUAUUCCUAGUGUCAAGUGCUCUAUCUAUGGAUGUGCCAGAGAAAUAAGAUAUACUCUGGCGUGUUGGCGAUGCUACGGUUAAUUAAAUUUAACUUCUCAAAAUGUUAGGUGGUCCGCUUAUUUCUGCUGACAACAUAUCAGAAGCGAGUUUUGUGACAACGAUAGAAGAGGCAAGUCAAGUUGACCGGUGCACCCAGACUCCAGCCAGCAAGAACGCCAAGGCACGACUGCAAAGGUUCCACACCAGCGAUCAUCUCUACGAACGAAGCAGACCUUACAGGACCAAGGAGACGAGACCCAAGAGUUUAGGCCUCAGCGAAUCCUAUCCCUAUCUUGGGAAACCACCGAGUUAUGAUGGCGGCAGUCAGGUUAGAUUCAAGGUAUCUGCAGUAGAUAGCCCAACUAUAUCAGUGACUCCGCCGCACAGUCUCGAAUACGACUAUCCAAAGGGUAGCACUCCCAACGGCAGUAUCACCCCCAACAUGUUGGCCAGCAAGUCUACUGCUACCACCGUGCUACUGAGCCCAGGACUCUUGCAGACCCCAUGCCAGUGCAACCAAUCCAUGAGGAGCGUCAGUGAGGUUGCGUUAGCCAUGCCAGCUCCGGGGUGGAACGACGAGGGAGCGCCUGGCUCUGAGCGUCUGUCUUGGCGUAGGCUGCACAUGUCCAGAGCAAAGCUCAAAGCCACCGCGACUACCUCCGAACUACUAUCAGGUUUCGCCAUGGUAGCGAUGGUGGAACUGCAGAUCAACGAGCCCACGAACGUCCCGGAGUGGCUGUUCGUGAUGUUUGCAGUCUGCACCACCGUGCUGGUGGCCGUCCACAUCUUCGCGCUUAUGAUCUCCACGUACUUGCUGCCCAACAUCGACGCCGUCAGCAAGAUGGAGCCCGGAGGACCCACGACGGCUCUGAGGGAUUCCCCGCACGAGAGGAUGCGGGGGUUCAUCGAACUCGCGUGGGCGUUUAGUACCGUGCUAGGACUGUUCCUGUUCCUAGUCGAGAUAGCAAUUUUGUGCUGGGUAAAAUUCUGGGACUAUUCCUUCGCCGCGGCCACUGCAGCUACAGUCAUCGUUAUUCCUGUAUUGAUAGUAUUCGUCGCGUUUGCCAUACACUUCUACCACUCUCUCGUGGUCCAGAAAUGCGAGACAUCAGUGCAAGACAUCAGGCAGUUGGAAAAUAUGAAACGCGAUCUAGACACGGCUACCGUCAAAGUUAAUAUGUACCAUUAACUAAAAGGCAAUAUUUAAUUAUAUAAAAGUGCAAUUAACUGAGGCUGUGCUAAGUUCAUAAAUAGUGUUAGUUACCCUGUAGACUAUAGGCAACAAACUAAAGUGAUAUUAAUUAUUAGUCUGUUGCAAAAUAUGAAGAUCAUUUUCGCCAACUUAAAUGUUAUUUCUUCCAAUUCUUUUAUUCUCUAUUAGUAAUAUUAAAGGGAGAUUGACCAUGAUUCGACGAUAUCCCAAACGUCUUGCUCUGGGGGCGACUAACGUUAUUACUUAUUAGUGAGCAAUUAUUGGCAGUAAUAUAUGUCUACCCCCUUUCUCACUCAUUUCCUGCCUCGACGGCAAUACUGGUUUUAUUUUUGACACGUCUUUAUGUUGACGUUUGAAAUAUCUUCAAACCAUGAAAGUUUUAUUUUCUUACUGUUAGAAAUUAUUACAUAAUAUGAUAAUUUGAAAAAUCGUAACAUAAAAGUAACUAUGGUCAUAGAAAAUCAUACAGCAAUUGUUGCUCUGUAUAAAUAGAUAAUUUAUUCAUUGGCAUGGCGAUUUCGAGACAAACUAAAAUUUCAUCAAUUUUUUUAUUAUAUAAUUUCAAAGCAACAUGUCGUUUUUGAUUAUUUUUUUCUCGUUAUGUUUUAUCAAAUUAUAUUUGUAAAUAUUGGUCUAUCUGAUCUGUGAAUCUAGCCUUUUGAAUUGUGUUGAGUAAGAAAAAUACUUAAAAUGUUUAUUUGUCUCACACAACUUUAUAAAGAAAUUAAAAAUAAUUAAGAACUUAAGCCUGUGACUGUACUGCAAAUGUGUGAUUUGAGUUAUAUUACCUUACGCAACAAUCUGAUCACUUUUAUUCCACUUUUAAUAUUAAGAUAGUUAUAAUAGAUUAUAAAUAGUAUGUUUUAUAAUAGUUUUGCUCUUUCUAAUUCUUGCUUAACUGAACUCAAUUAAUGUCGACUUAAAGGCCAAAAUGUUUCCAAUAAAUUCCAAAUCAGUCUCGAUAUACCUGAGGCACUGCGCAGACGACUAGAUUGUUUCGACUAUAAAAGGUUUUUUUUCUUCAAACAAAAACUUAGUGUAGCAUCCUCUGUAAGUAUUCAACUAUCGUGCCACAGUCUACCGUCUAUGCAUCGCCUUAGAUUAUAACCUGUGGAGUUUGAAAAUUAAAGAUAUUUUGGAUCCUACAAUACAUUAUACAUGUGAAAAUUAUAUUAAAUUCGAAAUGUUUUUAUAAUAAUAUGACUGAAAUAAGAAAAACAGUUACCUGGGUAUUAAAGUUAAUUAAAUUAAGACAAUAGUAAUUCAAUUCUAGUUCGAAAAAGAAUGAGACAUCAUAAACUUGAAUAAAUUCCUAUAUAAUCUGUUUUUAUUUUAUUUUAAAUGGUAAUUAAUGCAUAUAUAUGCCUGUUCAGAAAAGGGCCAUCACCUAUGCGAAUAAAUAAUAUGUUUUACAUUUCUUCUCGGUAGGUGCGUGUCUUCUUAUUGACGUGACAAUCGGGGCGAAAGUGCGUCAUUUAUUAGGUACUUUACAAAGUUAAGGCAUGUAUCCAUUAACAAUGUCUUUAUAAUAUGAAAAUCCUAAAAAAAAAAUUCUAAGGCAUUCAAUACAUAUCGCCAUUUCAAACUGACACCUACUUGCUUAUUUGCUAAAAUUAAAAUAUUUUUUUUUCUCGAAUUAUCAUACUGAUCUUCGAAAUUAGAUCUCAUUUGUUUUCUGCCUGAUGCAAAACUGUUUUUUUUAUUUUGGUUAAAUUAGAACACAUUAACCAUAAUUAUUUAAGACUCUAAAAUUGGACCAAUGUAAAAUUGUUUUAUUCAGUUAAUCUAUUUAUUUAUUGUUUAAAUAUACUUAUAGGAGAUGAAUAUCUUUACAAUAUAAAUGAAAUAAAAUUUUCCGAUAAA
This is a messenger RNA of Leptidea sinapis, 3287 nucleotides long. RefSeq names its product calcium release-activated calcium channel protein 1-like. Bases 273 to 1400 code for a protein of 375 amino acids. The transcript is spliced from 8 exons. Gene Ontology annotation, biological process: store-operated calcium entry. Gene Ontology annotation, molecular function: store-operated calcium channel activity. NCBI's taxonomy places the organism in Eukaryota, Metazoa, Arthropoda, Insecta, Lepidoptera, Pieridae. The record is from RefSeq and is a predicted model, not a curated record. Gene Ontology annotation, cellular component: membrane.